GUAUCGGUCGGAUGCAGGCCAAGUCUCUGGGGAACCUGUCCAGUCCGAGCGGUGAGGACCUCCCGCUGCCCCGUGGUUGGACGGUAGACUGGACCAUCCGAGGCAGGAAGUACUACAUCGACCACAACACCAACACCACCCACUGGUCCCACCCCCUGGAGAGAGAGGGUCUGCCCCCUGGCUGGGAGAAGGUGGAGUCGGCUGAGUUUGGGACUUACUACGUGGACCACAUCAACAAGCGGGCGCAGUAUAGACACCCCUGUGCCCCUAGGUAGGCUUUUAGAGUCGUACUGAUACACACCACAUCUUCGUAUCGUUUUUAAAAAAAGUGAGGAAAUGCAGACUUCUCUUUCCUUUUUUUUUUUUUUACCAAGCAUUUGUUUUUGAUAUCAUAACUUGACUCCUAACCCUCUGUCCAUACUCACUGUCCAACCCCCUUCCUCCUGGUCCAGCAUACCCCGCUAUGACCAGCCCCCUCCGGUUGUAUACCAGCCUCGCCCCGCAGAGAGGAACCAUCCAGUGCUGGUGCCAGCCAACCCAUACCACACUGCAGAGAUCCCAGACUGGCUACAGGUGUAUGCCCGCGCCCCGCUCAAGUGAGUAACAUGCAGCUGGCUUUCCUCCACAUAUCUGUGGGGGGGGAUUUACCCCAGUGCUUGUUUCCCUGGCUGAGGCAGUGGGGGGGAACCCUGGGGUCCUGUGCUGUUCUCGGGACACUUCCUCAUAACUAAAGAGCUUUCAUAGAUUAAAUAUCUUGAAAUAGCUUAACUUAAAAAGGUAUAGUGUUUAUUGAUUUUGUGAUUGCUAGAUUAGAGGUUGUUCUUGUUACCUUUUACCAUUGCUGCAUUAUUGUAAAGGGCGUUUACUAUUGCUGCAUUAUUGUAAAGGGCGUUUACUAUUGCUGCAUUAUUGUAAAGGGCGUUUACUAUUGCUGCAUUAUUGUAAAGGGCGUUUACUAUUGCUGCAUUAUUGUAAAGGGCGUUUACUAUUGCUGCAUUAUUGUAAAGGGCGUUUACUAUUGCUGCAUUAUUGUAAAGGGCGUUUACUAUUGCUGCAUUAUUGUAAAGGGCGUUUACUAUUGCUGCAUUAUUGUAAAGGGCGUUUACUAUUGCUGCAUUAUUGUAAAGGGCGUUUACUAUUGCUGCAUUAUUGUAAAGGGCGUUUACUAUUGCUGCAUUAUUGUAAAGGGCGUUUACUAUUGCUGCAUUAUUGUAAAGGGUCUUUGUGUUUUUAGACGAGCACUAUCCAAAUCCUAUGUAUUAUUAUGAUUACAACCAUUCAGAACUGCCCUGUGAGGAUAUGGACGGUGAGGAGGUAGACAGAAUGUUCAGGUAGACAGGAUGUGCCACGGUGGUGGAGUGUGGACAGUGAGGAGGUAGACAGGAUGUGCCACGGUGGUGGAGUGUGGACAGUGAGGAGGUAGACAGGAUGUGCCACGGUGGUGGAGUGUGGACAGUGAGGAGGUAGACAGGAUGUGCCACGGUGGUGGAGUGGACAGUGAGGAGGUAGACAGGAUGUGCCACGGUGGUGGAGUGGACAGUGAGGAGGUAGACAGGAUGUUCAGGCAUUUCACCUCUGUCUUCCACCAGGUAUGACCACAUCCUGAAAUGGGAGCUGUUCCAGCUGGUGGAUCUGGACACGUACCAGGGCAUGCUGAAGCUGCUCUUCAUGAAGGAGCUGGAGCGUAUCGUCAAGUCCUACGAGGCCUACCGCCAGGCCCUGCUCUCGGAGGUGGACCACAGGAAACAGAGGCAGCAGUGGUCCGCUCAGGCCCAGCAGCAGCCGGGCAAGAACUUCACAGGGAACAUGUGAACUGGGUCGUAUUCACUAGGAAGCAAAUGGGACAAAAAAAAAAAGGAGGUACCUACCUGAAUUUGUCCAAUAAUAAACCAGUUGUUGUUGCUAAACAGUUUGCUACGGUGUGCACUAGUGAAUACGACCCUGAACUGACUGGACUGGACGGAGGAAUGGACCCUGUGGCUAGCUGGAUCUGGGACUUCAAGGACUCUCAUUCUACACUAUUCAUAAGAAGUUCAGCCCGGGUGAACCGUUGUCCCACACCUCUGAGGUUACAAUGGUAAGGAAGCUCCGCCCCUGUGCCUGGCUACAACGCCCCUCUGAGGUUACUACAAUAUGGAGCUCUACCCCUCUGAGGUUUUGGCCUCGUCCACUGAGGUUUCUACCCUUGGGAGCUCCACCCCUUAGCCCCACCCCCCCCUCCUGUGAGGGUCAGACAGCAAAGAGCUCCACCCCUUUUGAGGUUUUGGCCUCAUCCACUGAGGUUUCUACACUUGGGAGCUCCACCCCUUUUGAGGUUUCUACAUUAGGGAAGCUCCGCCCUCUGGCUUUGUUUUC
Molecule: messenger RNA, 2355 nt
Organism: Coregonus sp. 'balchen'
Lineage: Eukaryota; Metazoa; Chordata; Actinopteri; Salmoniformes; Salmonidae
Source: the annotation of a GenBank genome assembly